Messenger RNA from Tetranychus urticae (two-spotted spider mite), 3207 nucleotides. Its product is annotated as sorting nexin-25-like. NCBI's taxonomy places the organism in Eukaryota, Metazoa, Arthropoda, Arachnida, Trombidiformes, Tetranychidae. Gene Ontology annotation, molecular function: phosphatidylinositol binding. Gene Ontology annotation, cellular component: intracellular membrane-bounded organelle. The record is from RefSeq and is a predicted model, not a curated record.
CUUCUGAGGUCCAUCUAUUUGUCAAACAACAUUUGAAUUGUGUGUCACAUUUCGCUGCUCAUGGCAUAGUGAAACCAUAAAUAGUUAUGAUAUAUUUUUUAAUUACCCUGUUGCUUCAGAUCAUAAUAAUAACUCUUCUGUUUUUAAUUGGGGUUUUCUUGAUCUUGGCCCUGAUUACACGAUCCGUUUGUCUUUCUCCAGCCAUCAAAGGAUCCUUAUUCAAAGAUGGGAACUUGUCCAACAGUGAUCUUACUGUCUCUAGAGUUAUCAAUAACUAUAAAAGAUUGAAAGAAAGAUUGCCUCCAAUAAACAAUUAUUUUAAAAGCAAUCUGUUGAUUUCUAAGAAUGUUGAUGCACUUAUUGAGGAUAUCAUCGACUUGGUUUUCCGUGAUUACAUUUAUGAAUGGUACAACGAUUUGGCUCAAAAUGAUACCGAGGAUCUUGAUGUCAAAUUGAAAAAUGAAAUUUGGACAAUGCUCUCUAGGUUAUUGGCGAUUUGCCGUCAGUUUGAUGAUGUUUCCUUUCUGACUAAAGAUCUAGUCACAAUCAUGCAAUCUCACAUCAGCAAGAUAUCUUCAAUCCUUUCAAAACAAGAUUCCUAUGAUCUGUAUAAUCAUCUGUCAUCCGAAGCGGAAGAAAUUGAAUAUCUCAACAAAGUUUCAUAUAUGCUUCUUGUUUUACUUUUGCCUGCUCGUUAUGCAAAAAGCCAGCCAUUGGUUAACCUACUGAAAGAAAUUCUUGGUAUCCAUGUUUUACACAACCUUAUUGAGAUGCUCUCAGAUCCUGAUUACAUUAAUCAAAAGAUUGUUGAAUAUAUCAAGGGUUACCUGGACGAAAGUGAGCGCCAUCGUAAAACUUACGCAUAUGCAAAAUCUUACGAGGACUUUGUUGAAAUCAUUAAAAGUUGCGUGUCUAUUGAAGAUCUCAAGAAAAUACGCUAUCGAAUCGUUUCGGAAAUAAUGCAGGCUACAGCAUUAGAAAAUUUAAAAAGACAAAAGCUUAUGGACAAAGAAGCAAGGCCAAGUCAAUGUACUUCUUUAGCGAAAGGAGACUUAUUACUCAAUCGUGAUUUGAAACGUUAUAUUAAUAACCUACAAUAUGCAAAAAAUUUGUGCUCAAAAAGGAUUAACCAGCUGAUUAUGUAUGCUUAUCCGUCAAUUUCACAGACAAAUAUCAACCCAGAAAGUGUCCUCGUUGUGGAUGGGUUGAGUUAUCCAAAGCCUUUGAAGAAAAAGAUUUUAGCCUUUGAUAUAAUAAUCAAAUCUGAUUUGUGUAGGAGUUUUUUACGCCGCUUUUUGCAAAAUUCAUUGGGAAAUUCAACUGACAUACCUGAACGAACUUCUAAAUAUCUUGUGCUCUUUUGGGAAUCAGUCGAAGAGAUGAGGAAUCAAAAAGGAGUAAAACAAUAUCAAAUCGCCAAUGAACUUCUUAAACAUUCUUAUUUUCUUAAUUCUCUCAACAUUCACAUAAAAUUGGGGAAAAAUGACCGCAAAGGAAUGGAAGCAUUUGUGAGAGGAGACAAAGGACCGGAAUCAUUUUAUGAAGCACAGCAAGCAGUUUAUUCAGUUUUGAUUAAUCGUUACUAUCCUUUAUUCAUUGUCAGCAAAGAAUAUGAUGAAAUGAUUGAAACUCACAACGAAACGGAUCUUUUUGGACAAAUCAAGUGCGAAGAAAAUGAUGAAAGCAAUAGUCAACUAUCAUCUCUUGAGUUAUCAAUUGCAUAUGAUGGUCAACAAUCCCAACGUAACUCUCGAUCAUCAGUAAUAGAUGAACAUAUAUGCCAAGCUCGUUGUAAACUGAAAGCCUUAAAUAAGAAAAUUGAUGGUAAACAACAAGCUUUAGAUGCUAUCAAAGAAUCUGGACACGAAUCCAAUCCUAAAUUAGCAGAGUUGCUCAUGAAAGAGAUUCAAGAUUUAAGGGAGGAAAUGUUUGAAUUGGAAAACCAUAUCGUUUGGUCUGACAACUGGUUGGAUAAUCUUGACAAGUGGCGAGCUGAACUUCACAAUAUUCAACUAGAGACUCAGCAAAGCACUUCUCCUUUGGUAAUCAUCAUAAUUAGUUCUAAAGAUGCUAAAGUGGAAAAAUCAAGCGCUGAUGGCUGGAUAAUUGCACGAACAAUUGCUGAUUUUAUUGAGCUAAAACGUAAACUAGUCAGAAUAAACUCAAAUCUCAAACGAAUUGAAAUACUCAGAUUGAAAAACGUGGCACCUACAAAUGUAAAUUUGAUUAACCGAGCAAAGGUGAAUCUCCAGCUAUUUCUAGAUCAAAUUUUCAGAGAUGAAAAUUGUGUCAAAUCGGAAGAAGUUUAUCUUUUCUUUUGUCCAAGUUCUGGUAAUCUCAGAGUUCCAUUAUCUUUCUCAAAGCAAUUUAAUUUUUGGAAUCUUCCGUUUGCAUCAUUUUUUGGUAUUAACAAUCCUGAUGGAUCUGAAGCAAGUUCAAAUAAAGGAAACAAUGGUGAUAGCAGCGAUGAAGAUGUUGAUGAUCAAUCCUUAUUUGACGAUGAGUUGGAAUCAAAGGAUGAUAACAUUGCUGAACCUCUUUAUAACCUUUUAACUGAAAUAUUUGAACUUAAAGGAGCAAUGGGCUUCCUUCGGCGUACUUUAAUCAUAUUUGUCCAUACAACAUAUGGACAGACCAUUAAUAAGCAACUCAGAGAGACCGUUUCUUGGACAUUUUCCGAAUCAAUGCUGCAUUAUUAUCUAUCUAAUUUAAAACUUGCCAUGUGGCCUGACGGUAAAUUAGCUCAGUCAAGAGAACCUUCAAAUGAGGCAACUCGGCGAAAGAAUCAAUUCGAAGCCAAAAGACUUCUAAUCGAUAAUGUUCCAGAUAUACUCAGUAACUUAUUUGGCCAACAAAAUUGCCGCAAAGGGCUAAUUAAAUUAUUCGAUUUUAUUCAAGAUCAAAAUCUCAAUAAGCAGCUUCUAUACGAAAUUCUCGAAGCCUUCCUUUUACAGUUCGUACCUCAAGCGAAAGAGACAAUUUGAAACUGCUAUUUCCUCGCAAUAGGAAAAUAUUAUCAAGUGUGAAAUACAGUUCCUUAACUAGUAAAUACAUAAUUUUAUACGGAUCUUAUUACAUUAUUUAUCAAUAAUUUGUUAUUGUAAUUUUGCUAGAUAUAAUCAAGAAUCUAUUGAAAAUAGAAUUACUUGAUCGUGAUUGCCUUGAAAAUUUUUAUCAAAGAAUUAAAAUUAUAUUUAUUUCAAAAAA